UGAUUUUCACACAAGAUAAGUUCAUGGCAAUUCCAUUGUUUCAUUGUACCCUACUAGCUAUAACUAAUACCCGACAGCUGUGAAGGUUUAAACUCUUGUUAUAGCUCUGAGCUAGUGGCUACUAUAUAUGUAGUUAGAUCAUCAUCUUAUUCUAGCUUCAAUGCUGCUUAAAGAAAGAGCUACUUUCGGACUGUUAGUCCUCGCCACCCUCACACUGUGCUCUGUUUUCUCUAAUGCUAACAUGAUCUCUGUCACUGCUGAUAGGAACUGCAGUGAAUCUUGUCGGACAUUGGAUAUGGCUUUGCAGAAUAUACGUUCCAACUCUACUCUACAGUUAGAACCAGGGACACACACUGUAAGAAGUAGCUAUAAUGUUUCAGAAAUAACUGAUUUGAGCAUUGUUGGUGACCUAGGUAAUAGUUUGGAUGUUGUUAUAAUGUGUGAUGAUUCUUUUGGGCUGAUUUUCGUGAACAUCCAGAGGCUGACCAUCACUGGAGUAGUUAUUCAGAAUUGUGGCUUCACAGGAUUCGAUCGUGUUUCAACUCUUUUCGAUUCAAUUAAACUCUCCAUUGAUAUAUUUUUUAUGCCGUUAUUCCAAUUUUCCUCUGGUAUAAUGCUUGUAGACAUUCAGGAUUUGGUGAUGGAGAACACUGUCAUUCAAGAGAACGAAGGUUUUGGAUUGGUUGGAAUUAACAUCAUUGGAAAUUCGAGAUUUUCAAAUGUUGACUUUAUUUCAAACUAUCCGUCCAACAAUUCAGUAUGCAAUUUCAGAGUAACACUCUCUACUGGCGGCUCUGGGGGAGGUCUCUUCUUGCUCUAUCACGAUUACAUAGAGGAGUCAAAAAAUCUUCAAGCUGAAAACUCAACUCUUACAAUCGAGAAUGGGAACAUAAUGAACAAUUACAACUGCAGACGAGACCCCUUCACGGUUCUAUACAACAGAUUGUCAAGAACACUAGACUCAAAAUUUGCUGUGAACACAAGUAUAGCAGGAUCAGGAGGUGUGAGUGUAUCUCUCGGACAAGCAAGGUAUGGAGUCAAUACUCGAUUUGACCACUGCACAUUUAUCAAUAACUCAGCCUUAUAUCAGAACGCAGGUAUGAACGUUUAUUUAUACAAUGUAACACAAAGGAGCCAAGUUUUCAUUCAGAACUGCAUAUUCCAAAAAAAUGGUGGUCUAUUAUACAAUCCUCAGGCGUUUUUUCCGGACAACGGUUUAGAUCCAUUCGGUGCUCUCGGUAUUGCUUUUUUCGUACCUAUUCCAACAGAUUUCCGCCUUACUCGAAACAAUUCUCUUCAAUUUCAGUUGGACCCGAACAGAGUGCAAAUAGAAAACUGUUCUUUUGUUGAUAACAUAGCUUUGUCAGCAGGUGGCCUACUAAUUUUCUCGUUUACAACUGCAAACCAAUACACAAAUGAUGUCAUUUUGAUAAAAGAUUGCGUAUUUCGAAACAACACUGGAAACUUUGGUAGCGGACUGUUCAUAACUGAACUAAGUUAUAGUGCUUUUGAAUCACGACUAAGCAUAAUCAUCGAUUCGAUUAUCAUCAUAGGCAAUCAGCCACUGUUGAGUUCUUUUGGGACAACAACUCAGUUUGAAACUUAUUCUGCAACAGAAAUCAGCAAUGUACGAGUGCAUUUUAUUGGUAAUAAUACUUUCACUCAAAAUGACAUGACGGCUUUGUCUACUAGAAGUGCUGUUUUGGCAAUGUCUGGAUAUGUUAUCUUCUCUCACAAUAGUGGAGUUAAUGGUGGCGGCUUACAUUUGGAGAGAGAGUCGUACGUUGUUUUUAUCAACCAAACAGAACUGGUGUUUGAAAACAAUAGUGCCAUUGUAGUAGGUGGGGCAAUAUAUGUUGAUUUCAGGACUAUUCGCUCGAGUAGUUACGAUUGCUGGCUGUUUAUUGAAGAUGUUGACAUAUACUGUGAAGUAUCUAAUAGCUGUCCAGCACCUAAUAACAGAUUUAUAAUAAAGUAUUUUGGAAACAAAGCCCCAUUUGGCGAAGCAGUGUAUGGUUCAAACCUUUUUGACUGUCCUUGGAGAGUGAAUAAAAGUAUCAAUAUCAUAAAUAUCACCGACAUAGAAAGCUACCCCAAUAUAAGUAAUUUGAAUCCACAAGAUUUACCUGUACUUUUCGAUCCACCAUUUACCAUCGAUAAUAAUGUAACAAUCAAUACUUUUCCACUGCUUCUAACUACAACACCUGAACAAAAUUCCUCUGCUCCAACUACCACAUAUAAAAAUGUGACUGUUGAGCCUGGACAACAGUUUAUAAUACCUCUGAGUGCUUACGAUAGAAUAGGGCAACCAGUUCCUCUUACUGUAUUUUCUCAGAUAGAUGAUAACGAUGCUUCGGCUACCAUAGGUGUUAGUAACAGAGAACUGCUUCCUGGAGGGGAUGAAGAAAAGUUCAGAAAUAUUUCGAUCCGCGUGAAUGGAAGUGUGGAUAGACAGUACAGAGUUACCAUCACUUCGAAUGAGGUAUCAUUGGUGGCUACAUUCACUGUAUUCGUGACUUUGAAAAACUGUUCUGCUGGGUUUAUAUACAAUGAAACGACAAUGAGUUGCGAAUGUGAAAUUUCCUUGUAUUUGACUGGUGUCAUGUGCAACACAAAUCGUAGCAUAUCUUUUGAAGUAGAUGAUUGGAUAGGGAUUGACGAAAGAAACUUUUAUAUACAGGCACCUUGCAUUCGAGAUUUUUGUGAAGUUCGUACCUCAGUACCAGUAGUGCUCUUGUCAGAGCCUGAUACCCAGUGCAGGAACCAUCGCUCUGGUCUGCUGUGUGGGGGGUGUGCUAACAACUACAGUCGUGUAUUAGGAGGAACAGAAUGUGAACUCUGUACCAACAAUGAUUACUUGGCCUUGAUUGUUCUGUUUGCUGCUUUGGGAAUCAUCCUUUUUGUUAUCCUUGCUUUGUUUAAUGUGACAAUUACUGAUGGUUUUGUCAAUGGCUUCAUCUUUUAUGCAAAUAUAUUCAGUGUGUACACAUCGACGUUUCUUUCAGUCACGGAAGUUAGAGGUGGACCACCUCUUGCUGUAAUCUCUUUCUUGAAUCUGAACUUAGGAAUCAAGUCGUGUUUUUACAAAGGAAUGACUGAACUUGAUCUGGUUGGUUUGAAUCUAAUUUUCCCCUUGUAUUUGAUGGUCAUUCUUGUCGCCGUUGCUCUGUUUGGAAAGUAUGUCACGUAUGAAAAAGUCUCAAACUUCUACUACAAAAUACAUAUCACUCAUAUUUUUGCAACACUCCUCUAUAUUUUCUAUGCUAGUGUGACGGAAACGUGUGUAGCCAUUCUUGCAUUUGUUUCGAUAACUAUCGACCAGCAAGCAGAGCAAAUUAUUCGAUGGGGACGUGACCCAAACGUCAUGUAUGGCCAUGAAAUUCAUGGAGUUCUAGUUGCCGUAAGUGUAUUUUUGCUAGUGGUUCUACUUCCCCUGCCAAUUAUUCUAUUGGUUCCAAAGAUUUCCUAUCGAAUACCAUACAUAAGGAAGUAUAAACCGGUUAUUGAUGCCUUCAUUGCUCCUUUCACUCCUAAUAGAACGUUUUGGGUCAGUUUUCGCCUUCUUUUCCGUGUAUUAAUAUACGUCAUCUCAGCUUUGGGAGUGAGUACUAUACAGCUCAUUAUUAUGUCCUUCUGUAUAACUUCCAUGACACUUUUGCAAGCGUAUUUGAAACCGUUUGCUAAUGCCAGUCGAAAUGUUGUCGAUACUUUUUUGAUGUUCAACCUCACCCUAUUUUCAAUAGCGGCGAUAGUGCUCUUUGAUAAAUCCUUAACCCAAGAAUAUCAAGUGACGAUAUUCAUGUUCAUCUUCAUGUACAUUUUCUCAAUCAUGUUUCUUUUGAUUUUAACUCACUACGUGUUGAAGAGAUUCCAGUUCUCGAACAAACCGUAUACAAAGGUUCAGAAAUGGAUGGCUGCCAAGAUGAACGAAAUGGCUGACUGGUUUGAGAAUCCACACUGCAGUUUUUCAAAGGAUGAACCUGCCAAGGAGAAUUCAAAUGAAGUGUUUCCCAGUGUCAUGAAUAAUGCUAUAACUCACACUAGUUGUGAAAUAUUUCCUGCUACCCGGUUUCGUGAGUCUUUGUUGGAGGAUCUACCAGUGCGUGCAAAGCCGAAGAGCACUAUACCAAACAGUACUGCACAGAGUGGGACAACUACGCCCAGAAGCACUAACUAUACCACAGGGACAGGAGCUGAUGAGAGUUCUUUUUGACCUGCUUGCAGAUAUAAAACUGUGUUGAUCUCUGUGUGGCUAUAUAAUUAUAUAUAUAUAUAUAUAUAUAUCAUUUUUAAUGUGUUAGCGUAGAGUUGUGUGUUAUACAGUAUUCAAUUAAAC
Halichondria panicea is the source of this 4336-nucleotide messenger RNA. RefSeq lists its product as uncharacterized. The transcript has 2 exons. Lineage: Eukaryota; Metazoa; Porifera; Demospongiae; Suberitida; Halichondriidae. The record is from RefSeq and is a predicted model, not a curated record. Bases 161 to 4213 code for a protein of 1350 amino acids.